ACCUUAUGCACAUGAUUUGUUUUUACAGUUUAUAUACAAUGGGUAAUUGUCUAAAAAUUAAUAGUCCCGAUGACAUUUCCCUGUUGCGAGGCAGCGAAAGUUUUAGUGGUCAGGAUGGUGGACCGAUGCCAGUUUACCAGCAUGAGCCGAUGACCCAAGUGUUUUAUCCUACCUCUUCUAGUAGCCCUGAUGCUGCCGAUGCUGGGAAUCGCAUUUCAGAGGAGGAGCAGAUAAAAAUAGCGAAGCGCAUCGCUCUCGUUCAGCAUCUGCCCAUUGGCACCUACGAUGGCAACUCGAAGAAGGCACGCGAAUGUGUCAUUUGCAUGGUGGAGUUUUGUGUGGACGAGGCUGUUCGAUAUCUUCCUUGUAUGCACAUCUAUCAUGUCCAUUGCAUCGACGACUGGUUAAUCCGGAGUCUCACUUGUCCCAGCUGCCUGGAGCCAGUGGAUGCUGCGUUAUUAACAAGCUAUGAAACAACAUAGCGCAGUCUACACUAUUAAGAAAUUGUGUAUUAACGUGAGAACUAUAUAAUCGAGCCGAACAAAAUCAAUAACUGUUAGCAUAGCGCCAGAACGUAUAUUAUGCCGUCAAACUCGCGUCCUUUGAUAAAAAUGUCAACAAUAACGGAUCUGUUCUUAUUGCAACCUACAGACAAGUCAAAUGACACAAGUUUAUCAAAUGAGUGGUCAACAAAGUUUGAGUUUGAAUUAAAAAGGAGCAGCAUCCUAAUCGAUCGUAGCUGUUCGUCAUUGCUUUCAAUAGAAGAGGCGGUUAUCUUAUUAUUAUCU
Drosophila navojoa is the source of this 788-nucleotide messenger RNA. It is a transcript of the gene Rnf11, whose product is annotated as Ring finger protein 11. The record is from RefSeq and is a predicted model, not a curated record. Gene Ontology annotation, biological process: ubiquitin-dependent protein catabolic process. Gene Ontology annotation, cellular component: ubiquitin ligase complex. Gene Ontology annotation, molecular function: ubiquitin protein ligase activity. Lineage: Eukaryota; Metazoa; Arthropoda; Insecta; Diptera; Drosophilidae.